AUGUCGAAAGAAGAACGUUCAAAGCUGAAACACCCAAAUUACUGGGAUCGAGAACCUAACACUUGGGGAAGCAUAAAAGAUUGGGACUUUUACUUGCUUAAAAACCUAGACUCGUCACAGGUUAAUAAACGUAUUUCUCACUCAGCCUUGGGUGAUGAGCUAAGAUGCUUGAAGCAGAUGUAUGAUGAAAACCAUCCUAUUUAUAAGACGAAAAGUGAUAGUAAAAUUUGGAAGAAGAAGGAACAAAUCUCAUCUUUACUUUUGGAGGCUGAUGUGGUUGAUCUGGAAUUGGAAAUCGCCCAGAAAAGGGGAAGACAUGAUGUUCAUCAAAUAGCAAGACGAGGAUAUAAAAAAUAUUCAGACAUAGAAUUUGGUCUAGAGGAGAGGGUGCAGAAGAAGAUCAAACCAAAUGAAAAUAAUGAAGAGGAGGAACCCAUUUCAAGUGAUGUCUCACUUGAUUUGCAGUCUCAGGCUCAACAACGAACUCCUGAACGCCAGUUCAGUCCAUUAACUGUGCCUGAGAUUGCCAAUGAUGAACCUCAGCCGAUCUGUUGGGAGUUCGAUGAACCAAUGCCAACCUGGCUAGAGAAAGUAGUAAGACGACAAGAGUUUUUGACCUCACAAACGGAUCCGUCUGACAGAUAUGAAUCGUCACUAAACCCGAUCUGGUGGCGAAUAAUAGAUGCCUCGGAUCUAAAAAGUACAUCAGAUUUUCUGACUGAAGCGGACAUGUCGGAUCUGGUCGCCGUAUUUGCAUCUGCCCUUAAUGUAGGCCAUCCCACUGAAGAUUGGACCACACUGGAACCUUCAGUUGAGAGAUGUUUACAGGCUCUUGCUAAGCUUGAUAACGAUCACCUCAGUAAGGUUGGAAAAAUAGUGGCACUCGAAGGAUUUCAUGGAGCUAUCCUUGAAAUUCAGAAAAUGGUGAAGAACGUUGAGACAUCAAGCUUGAGCGUUUCUUUAUUUGACGAUGAAGAUACGAAUGAUAAAGUAAAGCCAACAUCUUCUAUCGAGGAAGAAGACUACUUGAACCCUGAUGUGCAAUUUAUUUUGGACCUGAUUCGAUUUACCGGGGAGAUGGUAUCAAGGGCCUCUCGAGAUCGUCGAGCUGGAGCAAUGGAUGCCCCAGAAACAGCAGAAGGCUAUCAUUUGGACUGGAUGUUUACGAAACAUGAUCUAGCAAAAGAUUUGCCGUAUGGUCGCGAAUUUUCACUUUGCGAGCGCACCGGCUCUAGAAUUGAAAACGAAAGAAAGAUCCUUUCGAAUACCUUAAAGGCUCAGAAGACGUUAAGAGAUAUGCAUAGAACUCUAGUUGAAGCUAUAUCAGUUGAAGGCGGAGGAAUGCUGUCAAAACAAGUAUUGAGAGCUACCACCAAGCUUCUUAUGCCUGGAUUCUUAUCUCAUUGUUUUUUUAUUCGCGCCUUCCUAGUUGUUUAUAUAGGAGGUGGAUUUUAUUCAUCAAUAAUUUUGGCGGACUUUGAUAUUCCAUCGACAUAUUCGGAACUUGGGUCUAUCAUUAAGGUUUCGCGCAUUAUGCUUCGGGUUAAGGUUGGUAACAAUCCAAAAACCAGUAUUUAA
Messenger RNA from Entrophospora candida, 1578 nucleotides. Lineage: Eukaryota; Fungi; Glomeromycota; Glomeromycetes; Entrophosporales; Entrophosporaceae. The record is from the annotation of a GenBank genome assembly.